GGUAUAAAAUUAUAUAUAAACGUAGUAUAGUAAUAAUAUUACUAUACACAUGUACGUGUAACUCCAGAGAUAAUCUUACAGUUAUUUAUUAGUAUUACUACUGAUUAUAGGUCAUUGACAGCUACAAGUUAUCAUUUAUUGUGGUCAAAGAUUAAGUACUAUAAAAGAUGACUGCACAGUGAUUAAAUUUAGUUUGUGUUUAAUAAUUUCAAGAUGUAUUCUACAAAGCAUAUUGCAAUUUUUAUUUUUACAAUAUUUUCAUUAUUUUUAUGCAUAUUAACAGAUACUAAUAAAAACAUUCCUUUAGUAGUUAUAACUUGGGAUUAUAAAGAUGCUACAGAGAAAGCAUGGGAUGUUUUAAAUAAUGAAGGGAAAAGUGCUUUAGAUGCAAUUGAAGCUAGUUGUUCUUUAUGUGAGGAAAUGCAAUGUCGUAAAACCGUAGGAUUCGGUGGUAGUCCUGAUGAAUCAGGAGAAACAACAUUGGACGCUAUGAUCAUGGAUGGUCUCAAAAUGGAUGUGGGUGGUGUUGGAGGAUUAAGAAAUAUUAAAAGUGCUAUAUCCGUUGCUCGUAAAGUGUUAGAACAUACAGACCAUUCUUUGCUUGGUGGAAGUCUUGCUACAAAUUUUGCUAUACAAAUGGGAUUUAAGUCAGAAUCUUUAGGAACUAAUGAAUCCCAAGAUAUGUGGAAAAAAUGGAAAGACAAUCAAUGCCAACCCAAUUUUUGGAAGAAUGUUGUACCAAAUCCAAAAACCACUUGUGGCCCUUAUAAACAAAAUAAUAUUAUGGAUACAUUUAUGGAAAAAGAGAAUGGAAAAGUAUCAUAUACAAAUGAAGAAAAUCAUGAUACAAUAGGAGUCAUAGCAAUAGAUAAAAAUGGGCAUAUAGCUGCUGGAACUUCCACCAAUGGCGCAAGACAUAAAAUUCCGGGUCGCAUUGGGGACUCUCCUAUACCAGGUGCAGGUGCAUAUGCCGAUCAACAAGUUGGUGCAGCUGCUGGUACUGGUGAUGGAGAUAUUAUGAUGCGGUUCUUGCCUAGUUUUCUUGCAGUAGAAGAAAUGCGUCGUGGUGCCACGCCCGUAGACGCAGCUAAAACAGCUAUUCGUAGAAUUGCCGAUCAUUAUCCUCACUUUACUGGUGGAGUUAUUGCAUUAAAUAAGGAUGGUCAAUUUGGAGCAGCAUGCAAUGGCAUCCCUUCGUUUCCAUUUUAUGUUAGCAAUCUUGAAUUCGGAGAGCCUAAAUUACAUAGUGUAUCUUGCAUACAGCAAACAUUUUGCGUUAGUGAUACUAACAAUAUUUGUUGAUAGAUCUUUUUAAAAAUAUAUAAAGUAUAUAAAUAAUUAUAAAUGAAAAA
Vespa velutina is the source of this 1352-nucleotide messenger RNA. RefSeq names its product N(4)-(Beta-N-acetylglucosaminyl)-L-asparaginase. Gene Ontology annotation, molecular function: N4-(beta-N-acetylglucosaminyl)-L-asparaginase activity. The record is from RefSeq and is a predicted model, not a curated record. Gene Ontology annotation, cellular component: lysosome. Gene Ontology annotation, biological process: protein deglycosylation. Bases 214 to 1302 code for a protein of 362 amino acids. Lineage: Eukaryota; Metazoa; Arthropoda; Insecta; Hymenoptera; Vespidae. The transcript is spliced from 6 exons.